Molecule: messenger RNA, 5529 nt
Organism: Fragaria vesca subsp. vesca
Lineage: Eukaryota; Viridiplantae; Streptophyta; Magnoliopsida; Rosales; Rosaceae
Product: brefeldin A-inhibited guanine nucleotide-exchange protein 1-like
Exons: 11
Coding region: 103-5241 (1712 amino acids)
Biological process (GO): regulation of ARF protein signal transduction
Cellular component (GO): trans-Golgi network
Molecular function (GO): guanyl-nucleotide exchange factor activity
Source: RefSeq, a predicted model, not a curated record
CACACAGUCCUCCCUCCCUAUUAGAAAUUUCCGAUUACGCAAUCGUCAAAUCUCAAAUGCACCACCGACGCGGCGGCGGAUAAUCUUCCUCCGGAUCUGUCAAUGUCGGCCUCUCAAACCCUAGGCGGGGUUUCACGCGCCGGCCGCAUCCUCGGCCCUUCCCUCGACAAAAUCAUCAAGAACGCGGCGUGGCGGAAGCACUCGCAUUUGGUCUCCGCCUCCAAAUCCGCCCUCGACAAACUCGACUCCCUCUCCGACUCCCCUCUCAACGACCCCAACUCCCCCGUCGUCGGCUUCCUCUUCCCCGACGCCGAGUCCGUCCUCGCCCCUCUCCUCCUCGCCGUCGACUCCGCCCACCCCAAGGUCGUCGAGCCCGCCCUCGACUGCGCCUUCAAGCUCUUCUCCCUCGGCCUCUUCCGCGGCGAGAUCCACUCCGCCGCUCCCAAAUUCGUCCUCUUCCGCCUCAUCGACUCCGUCUGCAAGACCGGCGGCCUCGGCGACGACGCCAUCGAGCUCGCCGUGCUCAGAGUCCUCCUCGCCGCCGUCAGAUCGCCGCUCGUCGCGAUACGAGGGGACUUUCUGGUGAGCAUUGUGAGGAGCUGUUACAAUGUGUACCUUGGUGGAUUGAAUGGGACUAAUCAGAUCUGUGCUAAGUCGGUUUUGGCUCAGAUUAUGGUGAUUGUCUUCACCAGAGUCGAGGCCGAUGCUAUGCACGUCAGCAUUCCCAGGGUUUCGGUGAACGAGCUGCUGGAAUUCACUGAUAAGAAUUUGAACGAAGGGAGCUCCAUUUUAUUCUGCCAGAACUUCGUCAAUGAGGUUAUGGAAGCUAGUUAUGGAGGUCCUGAUAGUGUCAAUAUGGCGGCUCCGUCCCCCAGGAGAUUGCAGAAUGGAAAUGCCGGCGAGUCGGGGGAUGGAGAACCCAAUGAUGGAGCUGAAUCCGGCGAGGGAGGUGGUAGUAGUAAGAUUCGGGAUGACGGAUUUUUGUUGUUUAAGAAUUUGUGUAAGUUGUCGAUGAAGUUCUCGUCGCAGGAGCAUUCAGAUGAUCAGAUACUAUUGAGGGGUAAGAUAUUGUCCUUGGAGCUUCUAAAGGUGGUCAUGGACAAUGGGGGUCCUAUUUGGCGCACCAAUGACAGGUUUCUCAAUGGCAUCAAGCAGUUCCUAUGCUUAUCAUUGCUCAAAAACAGCGCGUUGUCAGUUAUGUCUAUAUUCCAGCUGCAGUGUUCUAUUUUCACAAGCUUGUUAUCAAAAUUUAGAUCAGGGUUGAAAGCAGAAAUCGGUAUAUUUUUCCCCAUGCUCGUCUUACGCGUUCUUGAGAAUGUUCUCCAGCCUAGUUUCUUGCAGAAAAUGACGGUCCUCAAUCUUUUAGAGAAGAUCUCUCAUGAUUCACAGAUUAUCAUUGACAUUUUUGUCAACUAUGACUGUGAUGUGGAUUCUCCAAACAUUUUCGAAAGGAUUGUCAACGGCCUUCUGAAAACUGCUCUAGGUCCGCCUUCUGGUUCGACAACAACAUUAUCUCCAGUUCAGGAUAUUACUUUUCGGCAUGAAUCAGUGAAGUGCCUGGUUAACAUCAUUAAGUCAAUGGGAGCUUGGAUGGACCGACAGAGACUGGGAGACUCCUAUCUUCCAAAGACCAAUGAGAGUGACACUCCAUCAGAGAAAACAGAGAAUCAAUUGACCCUCAAUGGUGAAGAAGGAAUUGUUUCAGAAAAUGAUGUACAACCAGAAGGAAAUUCAGAUGCUGUAACACUCGAGCAACGCCGAGCUUUUAAACUUGAACUGCAGAAAGGUAUCUCACUGUUCAAUAGGAAACCUUCCAAGGGCAUUGAGUUUCUGAUAAGUACCAAAAAAAUUGGGGGUUCUCCAGCAGAUGUGGCUUCUUUUCUGAGAAACAACACUACGGGCCUAAAUGAAACCAUGAUCGGUGACUAUUUGGGUGAAAGAGAAGAAUUUCCUCUGAAAGUUAUGCAUGCUUAUGUAGAUUCCUUUAAUUUUAAAGGGAUGGAUUUUGGUGAAGCAAUUAGGUUUUUCCUGCGGGGAUUCAAGUUGCCUGGAGAAGCACAGAAAAUUGACCGAAUCAUGGAGAAGUUCGCUGAGCGCUAUUGUAAAUGCAGUCCAAAUUCAUUUACUAGUGCAGAUACUGCUUAUGUCCUUGCAUACUCUGUGAUAAUGCUCAACACGGAUGCCCAUAAUAGCAUGGUUAAAGAUAAGAUGACCAAGGCUGAUUUUAUACGCAACAAUCGAGGAAUAGAUGAUGGCAAAGAUCUACCUGAGGAAUAUCUUGGUGCUCUAUAUGAUCAGAUUGUAAAAAAUGAAAUUAAGAUGAAGGCCGACUCUUCUGUACCACAGAGCAAGCAAGAAAACAGCUUUAACAAAUUACUGGGCCUGGAUGGUAUCCUGAAUCUAGUAACCGGGAAGCAGACUGAAGAAAAAGCGUUGGGUGCAAACGGGCUUCUUAUAAAGGACAUCCAAGAGCAAUUUAAGGCGAAGUCAGGGAAAUCAGAGUCUGUUUAUCAUUCUGUGACAGAUGUGGCGAUAUUGAGGUUUAUGGUGGAGGUCUGCUGGGGUCCUAUGCUGGCCGCAUUCAGUGUGACUCUUGACCAAAGUGAUGACAGGCUUGCUACCUCUCAAUGCUUACAUGGUUUUCGAUAUGCCAUUCAUGUUACUGCUCUGAUGGGAAUGCAGACCCAGAGAGAUGCAUUUGUCACAUCAAUGGCAAAGUUUACUUAUCUACAUAAUGCUGCAGAUAUGAGGCAAAAAAAUGUGGACGCUGUGAAGGCAAUAAUAACAAUUGCCAUCGAAGAUGGUAAUCAUCUUCAGGAAGCAUGGGAGCACAUAUUAACAUGCCUUUCACGAAUUGAGCAUCUGCAAUUGUUGGGUGAGGGCGCACCUACUGAUGCAACCUUUUUCAGUGGAUCUAAUAAUGAAUUGGAUGACAAAUCACCAAGGCCUAUUGGUUUUGCUUCUCUAAAGAAAAAAGGAACUAUCCAGAAUCCAGCUGUGAUGGCUGUUGUUCGUGGGGGUUCAUAUGAUAGCACUAGUAUUGGAAUCAACACUUCGGGACUGGUAUCUCCAGAACAGAUUAAUAACUUCAUUUCAAAUUUGAAUUUGCUGGAUCAGAUUGGAAACUUUGAGUUGAACCAUGUAUUUGCUCAUAGCCAAAGCUUGAACAGUGAAGCCAUAGUUGCUUUUGUGAAGUCCUUGUGCAAAGUUUCCAUGUCAGAAUUGCAGUCUCCAACAGACCCUCGUGUUUUCAGCCUCACAAAAAUAGUCGAAAUAGCGCAUUACAAUAUGAAUCGUAUCAGAUUAGUGUGGUCUCGAAUAUGGAAUGUACUGUCAGAUUUUUUUGUAUCAGUUGGCUUAUCAGAGAAUCUUUCAGUUGCAAUAUUUGUGAUGGAUUCAUUGCGUCAGCUUGCUAUGAAAUUCUUAGAGCGUGAGGAGCUGGCAAAUUACAAUUUCCAGAAUGAAUUUUUGAGACCAUUUGUGAUUGUUAUGCAGAAAAGCAGCUCUACCGAGAUUAGGGAAUUAAUAGUUCGGUGCAUUUCACAGAUGGUCCUCAGCCGGGUCAAAAAUGUGAAAUCUGGCUGGAAAAGUGUUUUUAUGGUUUUCACAACUGCUGCCGCUGAUGAGAGGAAAAAUAUAGUCUUAUUGGCUUUUGAGACCAUGGAAAAGAUAGUCAGAGAAUAUUUCCCUUAUAUUACGGAGACAGAGGCAUUGACUUUUACUGAUUGCGUUAAAUGCCUCCUGACCUUCACAAAUAGCAGAUUCAAUAGUGAUGUUAGCCUCAAUGCUAUUGCAUUUCUGCGUUUCUGUGCUGUCAAACUUGCCGAAGGAGGCCUUGUUUACAAUAAGAACAGUGAAGUUGAUGGUUCUUCAAUUCCUAACGCAAAUGAAGGUGCUUCAACUGUUGAGGAUUUCAAUGAUAAAGAUGAUCAUACAUCUUUUUGGGUGCCAUUGCUAACAGGUUUGUCAAAACUAACAAAUGAUCCUAGAUCAGCUAUCAGGAAGGGAUCCUUGGAAGUUCUUUUCAACAUUUUAAAGGACCAUGGUCAUCUUUUCUCAAACCUGUUUUGGACUGCGGUUUUCAAUUCUGUUAUUUUCCCCAUUUUUAAAGGUGCCAGCGAUAAGAAAGACACUGACAUGAAAAAUGGCCAGUCCUCGCCAGUGUCAAUGUCCCCACGUCCUGAGGGAAGUACAUGGGAUUCUGAAACUUCGGCUGUUGCGACGGAUUGUCUCAUAGAUUUGUUUGUCAGUUUCUUUGAUGUUGUUAGGCCUCAACUACCAAGUGUGAUAUCCAUUCUGACAGGACUAAUCAGAAGUCCUGUUCAGGGUCCUGCUACCGCAGGAGUUGGUGCAUUAGUGCGUUUGUCCAGUGAGGUGGGUAGCAGGUUUUCAGAAGAUGAAUGGAAUGCAAUUUUUCUGGGUUUAAAGGAGGCUGCCACAUCUGCUGUGCCUGGAUUUUUGAAGGUCUUGAGAACCAUGGACAAUAUCAAUGUUCCUGGUCUUUCUGAUUCUUAUAGUGAUAUCGAUAUGUCGUCUGAUCAGGGGUACUCAAAUGAGGAUCUUGAGGAUGAUAAUUUGCAAACAGCUUCAUACGUGGUGUUAAGAGUGAAGAGUCAUGUUGCUAUGCAGCUACUCAUCUUACAGGUUGCUGCUGAUUUGUACAAAAUACACCUAGAAACCUUCUCAGCUGCUAACAUGACAGUUCUUCUUGAAGUAUUUUCUCUUGUGUCAUCACAUGCUCAUGAACUGAACUCUGAGACAAUUCUACAGAAGAAGCUGGAAAAAGUGUGUUCCAUCCUAGAACUUACUGCACCACCUAUUGUUCAUUUUGAGAAUGAAUCUUACAAAAACUUUCUCAACUUCCUCCAAAACUCACUUGUGGAUAAUCCGUCUCUUUCCAAGAAAAUGAACAUAGAAGCUAAACUCGUGGCAGUGUGUGAAGACAUAUUGCAGAUAUACCUAAAAUGUACUGAGCUUCAAUCUUCUGAACAGAAGCCAGUUUUGCACUGGAUUCUUCCUUUGGGUACAGCAAAGAAGGAGGAAUUGGCUACCAGGACUUUCUUAGCCGUCUCAGCAUUGCAGGCAUUGAGUGGUUUGGAAAAGGCCUCAUUUAGGAGGCACGUUUCUCAGUUAUUUCCUUUGUUGGUAGAUCUUGUGAAGAGUGAGCACACUUCUGGAGAAGUUCAACAUGUUCUAAGCAACAUAUUCCAGUCAUGUAUAGGCCCAAUAAUAAUGGAAUGACUUUAUAUGACCAAUUUUAUUAGUGAUAUACUUCACAUACCAUUACAGAGUCGCAAUCUUCGUUUCCACCUGGCUGGAGUAUAUAGCCAAAUCAUCCAUUUCUAUUUAGAAUUUUGUAGUAUAUACCAAGGCUGGGUUUUCCACAUCUCCUUUUCACCUGUCUAUUGAAGAAUGUGUGAUCUGAUAUGCUAGUAAUAUCUCUAUAUCCCAGCAUAUCUAUAUCUAUACACUCACAGAGUACCUGUAGUUGGUUUUGUGCGGACAGUUAUGAAAUGAAAUAUCAGCAUU